GUUUCGUUGUUUUGAAAAUACAUGGAAAACGCCGAAUUACACUGUUCUGACGGUGUUCUUUUCUUUUCAGAGAGCUUGUGGUAAAAUUGAAAAAAUGGCAACGACGUUGUCAGUUGUUCAUUUCAUCUUGAUCAUUGGAUUUGGAGGCGUGGCAUUCUUGAUAUUAUUCAUCUUUGCGAAGCGACAGAUAAUGAGGUUUGCUCUGAAGUCGCGGAGAGGUCCUCAUGUUUCUGUUGGUCACCAUGCACCAAAAGCACUUAAGAAAGAGAUUGAAAGACGAAUGGACAGAAUCCAAGAAAUUAAACAUGAACCACAUAUGCUACGAGCUAAUGACUACAGAUACAGAUUUCUACAGGGCGAGAACCCUACAGGAGAAACUAUAACAUAUAUUUACCGUAUGAAAGCAGUUGAUGCUGUGUCUUUGCUCGAUGAGCAGCUGGAAGAGCUAGAUUUACGUAGACAGCCAGGUUACAGUGUGAGAGAACACUUAUUAGAUCUAAGAGAAGGCAUUGUAGCACCCUUAAAACUUGCCAAGCCAUCAUUAUUAAGAGCAUUUGCUGAUAGUUAUGAACAUGCUAGACAUGGGUUCAAGCCAUUUGGUGAAUCAGAAUACAUUCGUUAUAUGGGACUUCUCAAUGAAAUUUUAUUGUGCAUUCGAAAACACAUUGAGAGUCAGGGAGAAACAGGGACUGUGAAGCGGCGGAAGACAGACAGUGGUGUUAAUAUAGGAGAUAGCAGUUCCAUUAUGGAAAGAACAUAUGUAUCAAUAUCAGGGUCAUCUACUAAAGACAAAAAAGAAUUCAUCAAGAUGGGAGUUAUCAACAAUGAAAGCUGUGCUUGAUUGAGAACAACUGCAAUAUGUUGUUGCAUUGAUACAGUAUAAACAGUUCCCUACGCAAUGCUGCACCUGUCACUCUGUAUUUUUGGUAAUAAAAUUACCAGAGGGAGUGUAAUGAAUAGACAGAAGUCAAAGAACAAAAGUGAUUUUGAUGUAUUUUUGGGGUCUUGCCAAAAUGGUUCUUGUGUGCCUAUAUUUGACAUGCACUCGAAAAUAUGGUUGUACAAUGACAUAAUUCCUGGAUACUCCAACUAUCUUUAUUUUGUGCCUUUUAAAAUAAUUAUAAUUAACCAAAGUUAGCUAUAAGUAGUGAUCCAUAUGAUUCGUUUCCUCAAAUAUAAAAUCUCUGCUCUCAUAGAUAUCAAAGAGUAACCAUCAAGGCUGGUCUGAACUCGCACAAUGAAUCAUGAAUAUUCAAGUUGAACAUUAUUCAGCUUUUAAAGCGCGGCUUCACAAUCCCAGGAUUGCACCAGUUCAUCAUGGGAAAUAUAAUUUGCAUUUCAUCAUGGGAAAUAUAAUUUGCAUUUCAUCAUGGGAAAUAUAAUUUGCAGUUCAUCAUGGGAAAUAUAAUUUGCAUGGUACGCCCAGUUGUUUACUUGGUACACAGCUGUUAUCAUUCCAGUCGAAGGUGUUAAUUUCAUACAGUAACAUCUUGCAUUACGCUAUUAUCCGAUUUGAAAGAACUUACUGAAUCGCGUUCAACGCUCACAAGGCCCACACAAUCUUUUAAAAGCAGUUUUCUGGGUUUGUUUCGCUCAUAGUCAACUGUAAAGCACAACUUCAGUAAACCUUUGGUGUUAUGGCAUUGUGAGGUUCUCAAUGUGUCUCUCAAUUGAGCUCAUGCAAAUGAUAACAUCCAUCUGUGCAAUCUGAGUUGGCAAAAUUUGUAAAAAUGACUCACAAAUUUCAAAAGGUCGGUGCUCAUACAUGUGAACUGUUCAUUGAGGGAUAGUUUAAAAAUAGGGGCAUGUUUUCUAUCAAGGAAUUUUAGCAAAAUUAUUGACAAUACUCACUCGAUGCCUUCAAAGAAUGAUGGAAAAUGAAACUACUCAUGCAUUUAGGGUUAGUUUUCAGAAAGGAAGAGCUCAAUAAUUAUUUUAUUAUAAAUAAACUACAGUUGUAAGUAAUUUCAUGUAUGGUAACUAUAAUAAAUGCAAUAUGGUAGCA
Molecule: messenger RNA, 2005 nt
Organism: Saccoglossus kowalevskii
Lineage: Eukaryota; Metazoa; Hemichordata; Enteropneusta; Harrimaniidae
Product: lipid transport auxiliary protein 1-like
Source: RefSeq, a predicted model, not a curated record